Varroa destructor (honeybee mite) is the source of this 4620-nucleotide messenger RNA. It is a transcript of the gene Nulp1, whose product is annotated as Nuclear localized protein 1. Gene Ontology annotation, molecular function: protein binding. The record is from RefSeq and is a predicted model, not a curated record. Lineage: Eukaryota; Metazoa; Arthropoda; Arachnida; Mesostigmata; Varroidae. Gene Ontology annotation, cellular component: RQC complex.
CAGAGCCUUCUCAGCCAAUCCGACGUCAGUUGGCAGCCAUGUCGAAUCGACACCUCAAACGGCUCGAGCAGCAAAAUGAUAUCAAAGGAAUCGUCAUACCUCCCAUUGACAAAAAAUUAUCGAAUGAAGACGAUCUCGCUGCGAAGCCACAAAAAACAAGCAUAUUUCAACUGUUGGCCAAUGAAUCAAACGGUGAGGAUGACGAGGUCGAGGCAACUGCCUUGCUUGUUCCCCCAUCCAGUAGUAAAGAUGAUAGUGACACUGAUCGUAGUGACAAGGGCGGAGAACAGGGCAAGAGCCCCGACAGAACAGAACUUUACAGUACAGGCGGUGGCAAAGGGAAGAACCGCAAGAAGCGCAGGAACAGGAAGAAUAAAAGCGGGUGCAAAACAGAAGAAGUGGCGAGAGUUGACGACAAACAUGAACUUGAGAAGGAAUUAAAGUGCGCCGAACAUCAAAGUCGGCCUGCUAAAAGUGACACCGCAGUGAGGGUCGAUCAUGUGUUGAAGUCGGCGCUCUCCUUUCACGUCAAGCGUCUUAAUCCAGAGAGGGAACUUCGUCUUAAGUUUGGAGCUGCCGUGCUUCGCGAAGAACGUCAUCAGCAACAGCCACAGUUGCCUCGAGGAGCUGGAAAGCGGCUCGUGUCUGGGGCAAUGCGAAGUCUUCUAAUUCCAGAUGCAGCGUAUCACUUCCUUGUUAUGCAGGGUAGAAAAAUUGGAGGCAUCGUGAUGGAGCCUGUUCCAGAUCGGGUGGGCUAUUUCGAAUACAAAUUCUCCCCACACUAUUGGCGUACGCAGGCAGAAUUCAUGCUUCUCGUGAAUAGCUUCAAUCAGGAUGACAUUUUAGGGAUGCUACAAAGAAUUAGCGAUCACGUAGAUACGUUACUUCAAGUAGCCACGAUUUGUAGAACAAAUGAAGAGAAAACUCCAGCUUCGAAAUUCGUUGAGCAGGCAAUCUUCGUCAUGGAGAAAGCCUUUCAUUCGGCAUUCGAUCUGAAGAGUGGGAACUGCCGACUAGACUAUCGUGCGAAGCCAAACCGACCUUUAUUUAUUGCCCUCUUCCAGCAUGCAUACUAUCUGUCUGAACGAGGUUGCCCUCAAACGGCGCUGGAGUUUUGCAAAGUAUUGCUAUCACUCGACCCUGAACACGACCCUUUGGCGGUUCUUCUAAUCAUCGACCACUAUGCUUUGCGUGCCCAGGAGGACGAAUGGCUAGUGCACUUCUUUGAGACGUUCCAAAGGGCGGGCCGAAAUUUAGACCAGUUCGUGAAUUUUGCCUAUUCGAUCGCUUUAUCACAGUUCCGUCUAAAACGGUACGAUGAGGCCGAUCGCCUACUCAUCAAAGCUUUGACGAAUUUUCCUCAAGUCCUGAAGGCUAUCACGGAUAAGAACUCGAUUAUAAUGGAUAAAAAGAUAGCGAGUAUCUUCGAUAAACAUUAUCCGUACGAUGUAACAGUUCAUCUCUAUGCCGAGAGAUGCGCUUGGAUGUAUCGAGAACCGGAAAUUCUGCGUUGGAUGGAGCGAAUAACCACUAAAAUGGUGGACUCUGGAAUACGCAUUGCAUCGGUUGAUACGCCACAUCGCCCACGACGCAAUAUUCUGCGUCACAUCACGCAAUCCCACGUGCCGGGCGUAACGAUAAUUGGACAAUAUCUGAGCAAUAUAGAAGACCGACAGCCAAUAUACGACUUCGAUCCAUUUCCUCCGAAGGACGCUUAUGGAGAUUUAUCACCUGAGUUGUUGUCUAUCGCUCCGGAUAACAUGUUGUCGGAAUCAACUCUCGCAAACUUUCUGAACUCACUCCAUCCCUCUUGGACCGGUCAAGACGAAAAUGGCGAUAAUAACGGAGCAAAUAACGUAAUGGAGGGCGUUUCCAACCUCGUUGACGCGGUCCUAAACCUCAUGUCCAAUAUCACAGGGGGUAAUGGACCACAACAGAAUGACAACAAUAAUGAAGAUAAUAACGCUAAUCGCAGAGCAGCGGUAGAACGAGGAGCUCAGGGCGGACCACCUGAUCUGGAGCUAAACGAACGACCUGAUCAGGACAAUAUUAACGGUGCUGGAGGAGAAUCUGAUGACCAGCAGCAAUCAAGAGAUGACCCGCCUCAGCGAUAGCAUUAUCUUCUAACAAAAUAGCAUAAAAGGACGGUCAUUGGUCCUAGUAUAAUGAUAUGAAGGAUAAAGUUAGUUUUUAAUGUUCGUUGGCUAUGUUAAAGGUAACAGGGAGACUAAAUUUUCGACCAUUUGCCGACAGAAUUUUGUUAUGAUAACGAGGAAUGUUACCAGCUAUAGUACUAUGUGUUAUUAAUAAUACAACGAUAUUCCUGCUGUUCAUAUGUUAUGAUGUAAUGGUCAAUGUAGUAAAAUACAGCAAAAUAUUGACCGAGCAAUUAUUUUUAUACAAUAGAAGGAAUUGACUGGCCCGAGAAAAGGAACGAUGACUCAGUUGUAACUGUGUGUAAUACUGAGAUUAGCUAUUCCACAUUCUAACGUAAGUCUAAUAUAUGAUUUGCGAAUGAGAUUUUUUUGGUUGACGAUUUGCUGUUAGAUUACCAUGUGAAAAAUUACCACCUGUGCAUUGCUAAAUGUAGACAAUUACAUCGAUGCCAGUGGCGAAACGCAAUCACAACGGCAUACACCAGAGAAGCAGGAAUACGUUGCACUCAAAACAAACAUGUAACCAUUUUCGUCGGAGCCAAAAAAUUUAUUGUGGGUAAUAGUACGAAUUCAAAGGCUUGCCUGGUAUUAAAAGGCUAGGCAGCUUGAUCCACAGGAAGUUUGGCCAAAGAAAUAUACCGUAGCUUCCUGAUUAUUGUACUUCACUCUAGUGUGUUGCAGACAUCAAAAUAAGUUUAUCAAAAUAACGAUUUUUGACGGUGUCUAUGACGGGUAUGGCCUCAUUACGUUUAGGGGAGUACAGAUUAUAAAAAUGGCUUGUUUACUUCGGCAAUUAUUAAAGACCUCACUGAAAAAUCCGUCAUUCAGUAGUUUGAUGAUCUGAGCUACAAUUAUUAUAUAAUUGUGUUUAGUUAACAGGAAAUACUUUUUAAGAUUUGUUGUCUUUAAAUAUCCGGUUUAUUUAAUUCGAAUUCAUGUAUAUUUUGAAAUAUAGCGGGGGAACAACGUGGCAGACUAUUGGCUUAAGUGAUACUUGACUACGGUUCCAAAAUAUUAGAGUAUCGCAGAAGAUGCACAUAGACAAAGAAAACUCCCAACUCAGGUUCAGCAAAUCGAACGAUAGACUGCCGUCCAAAAAUGACAGUUCGUCAAUUUUCCCAUAUAAAAUUUCAGACGAAGACCGCGUGUAGCAUGAACAAGAAUAAACCAUAUAAAUUCGUUGAACAAGACCAUUUUUUCAUCAAGUUUUUUUCUGAUGUUUGAUUGGUUAAUGAUUAUUGGUUAAAAACAUCAGCUCGAGACAGAUUAUUCAAUAUUGAUCAUAGAAGCUACUCGAUGAUGACAGUUGUGGAUAAAUUUUUACCAGCGUUUCAUAGCGUUGUUUAUGGAUUCCUUAUACAAAAUAUGCUGUCAGCCUCGUAUGGAUGUUCAAUUAUGUCAUUCAGAUUCAUCUUAGGGCCCUAUCUAUCCAAAUGUUCAGAAGGGGGCUUCAAGUGUUUUGAAGUAUAAAACGCAGUUUAAUCCCAACUAGAUCAGAUUAUUAGAUAAAAUGACGCAUUUUUCGACAACUCGUAACUUUGUUGAGAAAUACAUUUUCUAAUAUAUAUAAACUUAUUUAAACGGGUAAAUUAUAUACCUCUAAUUAUUAGCGUCUUAUAUUUCAGAGAUUUGUUGUUCAGUUAAAUAUUUACUUCAUUCACGAGUUUCCACGUCAAAAGCCAUACAUCCAUUGUGUUUGAAGAUGUUGCAUAGGAUGCGUCCCUGCACGCACUUUCAUUCAUACCCAUCUACAAGUAGAUAUAUACAAUAAAUUAAUCAACAUUCCUCUACAACAUGAUGUCACUUUGCACAACGAGGCAGACUAGUAAUUUCUUAUAUUUCAGUCGAAGCCUGCCUUUCAGUUCAGAUUCACUUCUUGAUUUUUAUUCACACCAUUUCUUUACUUUUCGAGCUUUUUACGUAUCUCCAGUAUAUGAUGACAUCAAAUACAUUCUAUUACAUAUUUUUUUCCUAGUUUCUUUUUAAAAUACCGUACUAAUUGUAAAUACAUUUUUACAUUUAAUUCAUAGAUUGUAACUUCUGUUCCUCCCGAACCAUGUAUGUUAAUGUUUAUAACUGUGCACACCUAGAUAUUACCUCCUAUUCUUUAUGUCUUUAUUCCUCCCCUAUCUCUCUUCAUGUAUAUGAUACUGUAGUAUCCACUCACCCACUAGUAAUCCUUUCAAAGAUAAUGUUCUGCCCGAUGAAGCUCUCAGGGUAUAUUUCUACCUACCUUUGGCUGUAUAUUGCUUAGGACAAUACACCUGUAAAAGUAUCGCUUAAGUCAAAAAUAUUUCACGCCAUAAAUCGUAUCCCAGCUCUCUCUAGUUUUGCUAGGUUGAAAUAUAGGCACUUCGUUUUAUGCGGGCAAGUGCCAGCCAUCUGAAUAUGGUUUCACCAGAUCCUUGCUUGUUUUCGUUCUUAUCGUAUACAUUAAGUGCGCAAAGUAAUCCGGUAAACCAAU